Messenger RNA from Populus trichocarpa (black cottonwood), 600 nucleotides. Its product is annotated as protein DETOXIFICATION 33. Gene Ontology annotation, cellular component: membrane. Gene Ontology annotation, molecular function: xenobiotic transmembrane transporter activity; antiporter activity. Gene Ontology annotation, biological process: transmembrane transport. The record is from RefSeq and is a predicted model, not a curated record. The transcript has 3 exons. NCBI's taxonomy places the organism in Eukaryota, Viridiplantae, Streptophyta, Magnoliopsida, Malpighiales, Salicaceae. Bases 1 to 600 code for a protein of 199 amino acids.
AUGGCCACGGAUAUUACUCCACUUCUACCUAGCCAGAACAAUAUUGGGCAUCAUGAGCAAAAACUUUUUAGCAUUGUUAAUGAGUCCGGGCAAGAAUCAAAGAGGUUAUGGAAGCUUGCAGGGCCAGCAAUUCUUACUACCAUAUGUCAAAACUCGCUUGGUGCACUCACUCAAACCUUUGCAGGUCUCGUCAAUGAGGUUGAUCUUGCUGCUGUUUCUGUUGAGAAUUCUGUUAUUGCUGGUCUAGCAUUUGGGGUCAUGUUGGGAAUGGGGAGUGCAUUGGAGACACUAUGUGGGCAAGCAUAUGGCGCUGGAAAGCUGAGAAUGUUGGGCAGAUACAUGCAGAGAUCAUGGAUCAUUCUCUUGACAACGGCUUGCUUAAUGAUACCAAUUUAUGUUUGGUCUCCUCCCAUGUUAGAGCUCUUUGGAGAGACGACUCAGAUAUCUGAAGCUGCUGGGAAAUUUGCUCGGUGUAUGCUUCCACAAUUGUUUGCUUAUGCAAAUAAUUUUCCCAUUCAAAAGUUCUUGCAAGCACAGGGGAAAGUCAUGGCCACGGCCUGGGUAUCAGCUGUGGUACUGGCGUUACACCUUCUGCCAUGA